Molecule: messenger RNA, 2850 nt
Organism: Closterium sp. Naga37s-1
Lineage: Eukaryota; Viridiplantae; Streptophyta; Zygnematophyceae; Desmidiales; Closteriaceae
Source: the annotation of a GenBank genome assembly
AUGGCCGCGUGGAGCGCCGGCAUUACCGCCGACUUGCUCGCCCGCGCGCUUUCGCCUGCUGGGGAUAAUAGCGCCGCGCGUUCCCUCGGUAUUGCCGAUCGUCGCUCGCCUCCCAGUUGCCGACCCAGUACUACCUCGCCGCCCAUUCCCACUGCCGCUCUGUUUUCACCCGGCGCGCGGGAUUCCCCUAGCGUGUCCUGCCUCGUGUCGCUCCGCCCGCCACUCUCGCGCGUCCGUGCAAUCUCCGCCUCCGCCGCUUCUUCCAGCGAUACGGACGGCCCAGAUCUCUCCCCACGGCCGUCCCUCCCUGAUCUGACGCCGCGCGCCGUUCUAGAUUUUCCGCCGGCCGAGGGAUUCGGAGAGGAGCUGACGAAGCUUCUGACGAUGCUUCCAGGGAAGGUUCGCGACGUUCUGCAGCGACAUCCGGCCGUCCAUUCGCUGGUGGAGGUCGUUCUCGAUCUCGGCCGUCGGCCCAUCGCACGGUUCCCCUUGGGCGACGUUUUCAUGUGCGAAGAGGUGGUAACAGCGGGCGACAUUGAGUACUGUGUGUCGCAGGUAGCGCCCUCAUUAUCUCCCUCUCCGCCCGCUUCCGUUCCCCUCGCCAUCUCUCUCACAGCAUGCGCCUUCCACGCACCACCUUCCUUGCAAGCACCCCCCCCCCCUUGCAUGCACGUCCCUUCCACGUCCCUCAUUGUCUCCCUCUCCUCCCUGCCUUCUUCCCUCGUCCCCUUCUCCCCCCUUCCCUCUCCCCCCUUUCCCGCCGCGCAGGUUGGGGACUUCGGAGCGGACAACCGCGCGGGGAUAGACCGCACGCUGCACCGCAUCAGCGCCAUCCGCAACCGCGCGGGGAGAAUUAUCGGGCUGACGUGCCGCGUGGGGCGCGCGAUCUCGGGCAGCGCGGAGAUGGUGCGCGACCUGGUGGCGGGAGGGGAGUCCGUGCUGCUCAUGGGCGCGCCUGGCGUGGGGAAGACCACCGCCAUUAGAGAGAUAGCACGCAUACUAGCAGAUGAGUGUGCAAGGCGGGUGGUGGUGGUGGACACGAGCAAUGAGAUCGCAGGCGAUGGAGACAUCGCGCAUGCUGCCAUCGGCUCUGCGCGGCGCAUGCAAGUGCCGCACGUCGAGCUGCAGCACCAGGUGAUGAUAGAGGCAGUGGAGAAUCACAUGCCCCAGGUGGUGAUAAUUGAUGAGAUCGGGUCGGAGCUGGAGGCGGCAGCAGCGGCCACGAUAGCGCAGCGGGGAGUGCAGCUCAUUGCCACGGCGCAUGGACGUUCUGUGGAGAACCUUGUUAAGAACCCGCACCUGCACACACUCGCAGGGGGCGUGCAGGUGGGUGGAGAGGGGUGCAGGUUGUUCCAAGCGGCAGUGGAGAUGCACUCGCGUGGCCGAUGGACGAUGCACCGCAGCCUGGCUGCCACUGUUGACGCGCUGCUCUCAGGCAAGGCACCGCCGGUGGAGGUACGGGAGAUGGGGCAGCACGGGGAGGUGUGGGUGGAUGGCGAUGCUGCCAUAGCUGGCACUGCUGAUAGCACCGGCAGAGGCAGCAUAGGCAGCAGCAGCAGCAACAGUGGUGGUAUCCCUGGUGGCAGCCGCAGCAGCGGUGGCACUGGUUUGGCGAGAGCCGGUUCAUGGGACGAGCAGGGGUGGCAGAGGCUGGGGAGUGAGGGAACAAUGGGAGCGAUGGGUGUGAGGGAGUGGGACGCAGCGCAGCCCAGGGAGGGCGGCAGCAGGCAAAGAGAGAGAGGCAGUCCCGCACGGCCCUCGCAUGCACCAUCGCCCUCAGCAGCGGGGAGAACAGCCGCCUCUCCUUUGGGCUUUGCCUCUGGCGGUGGCAGCAGCGGGGAGAGCAGCGGCAGUGACACAGACAGUGAGGGCAGCGAUGUAUCGGAGGAGCAUGUGGAGCAGGUGGUGGAGGUGAUGGGGCUGACACCCCUCGUCUCCCUCACCACGGACAUUGCAGCAGCAGACGCCGUGCUGGCACUGCGCUCCAAGCUAAAGGGCAACGCGUGGCUGCGAGGGGUGGCUAAGUUCCGCCACCUGCCCAUCUAUGCCGUCAAGGCCAACACAGCGUCUCAGGUGGUGCGAGCUCUCCGUGCCAUCCUCAACCUCCCCACCCUCGCCUCUCCUCCUCCCUCCACUUCCUCGUUCUCCACCUCCCCGCCUCUCUCUUCCCCCGCUGCUUCUCUUUUUGGUGCCGCGGCCCUUCCCGCCACUGCUGCUGCACCAGCUACACCACCAGACCAGCUGUUGACCUUGCAGGAUGAAAGCAGCAAGAGUGGCGAUAACAGCAGCGGCAGUCGCAGCAGAAGCAGCAGCACCAGCAGCAGCAGCGGCAGUUGGGAGGAUAGGGCUGGAGAGGAUGAGGGGGCAACAAGAGGGGUUGGCGGAGGUUCAUUGGAGGACGAGAUUGAUGCGCUUGAGGAGGCGCGGCUGGCAGCGGAGAGCAUGAUGGGGAGCGCAGCACACGCAGUGGAUCUGCUACCACGCGCCCCCCGCAUUCUCUCCCUGCAGCUGCAGCUCAUCAACGACGACCCGACCAUUCUUCCAAUCAUCCUGAUCCAUCCAAUGUCUCUAAUUGACAGCUCUAUCCACCCAACCCCCCUUUCAGGAGGCACGCAUGGCAGCAGAGAGCAUGAUGGGGAGCGCAGCACAAGCAGUGGACCUGCUACCACGGGCACCUCACAUCCUCUCCCUGCAGCUGCAGCUGAUCAACGACUACCCGCUCGCCUGGCAGUACGCUGGAUCCCCCCCCACCCGCCGCAUCCGCAUCCUCCCCCUCCCUGCCUCUGCUCGCUCAGAGCCUGCCCCAGCUGUCAUUGGUCGAUCCGAUCAACCUAUGGGUGCCAUGGGUAG